ACAGAGCUGGACUGUACACCAUGAGGUUGCUGCUCCUCCUGGGUCUGCUGGGUGGCUCCAUGGCCACACCCCCAGGCACAAAGUGGCCUGAGCCUGUGUUUGGGCGCCUGACUUCCCCUGGCUUCCCAGGAGAGUAUGCCAACCACCAGGAACGGCGCUGGACACUGACCGCACCCCCUGGCUACCGCCUGCGUCUCUACUUCACCCACUUUGACUUGGAGCUCUCUUACCGCUGCGAGUAUGACUUCGUCAAGUUGACUUCAGGGACCAAGGUGUUGGCCACACUGUGUGGGCAAGAGAGCACAGAUACAGAGCGGGCACCUGGCAACGACACCUUCUACUCAUUAGACUCCAGCAUGAAUGUCACCUUCCGCUCUGACUUCUCCAAUGAGAAGCCAUUCACAGGCUUUGAGGCCUUCUAUGCUGCAGAGGACAUUGAUGAGUGCCAAGUGUCCCCAGGAGACGCACAGCCCUGUGACCACUACUGCCACAACUAUCUGGGAGGCUUCUACUGCUCCUGCCGAGCAGGCUAUGUCCUCCACCAGAACAGACGCACCUGCUCAGCCCUGUGCUCAGGCCAGGUCUUCACCAGGAGGUCAGGGGAGAUCAGCAGCCCGGAAUACCCACAGCCAUACCCCAAGCUCUCCAGCUGCACCUACAGCAUCCGCCUGGAGGAGGGCUUCAGAAUCACCCUGGAUUUCGUGGAGUCCUUUGAUGUGGAGAUGCACCCUGAAACCCAGUGCCCCUAUGACUCCCUCAAGAUUCAAACAGGCGAGGGGGAUUAUGGCCCGUUUUGUGGGAAGACCUUGCCCCACAGGAUUGAAACAAGGAGCAACGCUGUGACCAUCGCCUUUGUCACUGAUGAGUCAGGGGACCACACAGGCUGGAAGAUCCGCUACAGGAGCACAGCACAGCCGUGCCCUGAUCCAAUGGUGCCACCCAAUGGCCACAUUUCACCUGUGCAAGCCAAAUACAUCCUCAAAGACAGUUUCUCUGUCUUUUGUGACACUGGCUACGAGCUUCUGCAAGGUUCCAUGCCUCUGAAAUCAUUUGUUGCUGUGUGUCAGAAAGAUGGAUCUUGGGACCAACCAAUGCCAGAGUGCAGCAUUGUGGACUGUGGCCCUCCUGAUGAUAUACCCAAUGGCCACCUGGAAUACAUCACAGGCCCUGAAGUGACCGUCUACAAAGCAGAGGUUCAGUACAGCUGUACAACCUUCUACACGAUGAAAAGGAAUGACAGUAAAUAUGUGUGUGAGGCUGAUGGAUUCUGGACAAGCCCCAAAGGAGAAAAAUCUCCACCAGUCUGCGAUCCAGUUUGUGGACUGUCCACCCGUACUACAAGUGGUCGUAUAUUUGGAGGGCAAAAUGCCAAGCUUGGGUACUUUCCUUGGCAAGUCCUGUUACUGGGUGAAGCUACAGCUGCAGGUGCGCUUUUAUACGACAAUUGGAUCCUAACAGCUGCUCAUGCUGUAUACGGGCAAAAAGAAGCUGCAUCCUCUCUGGACAUUCGCAUGGGAAUCCUGAAGAGGUUAUCACCCCACUACACCCAAGCCUGGGCGGAGGCUGUCUUUAUACACGAAGGUUAUGCUCAUGAUGUUGGCUUUGACAAUGACAUAGCACUAAUUAAACUGAAGAACAAAGUUGUCAUCAACAGCAACAUCAUGCCUAUUUGUCUGCCAAGAAAAGAAGCUGCAACCCUAAUGAGGACACAUGACACUGGAACUGUAUCUGGGUGGGGAUUAACCCAAAGGGGUUUCCUUGCUAGAAGUCUAAUGUUUGUGGACAUACCAAUUGUUGACCAUCAAAAAUGCACUACUGCAUAUGAAAAGAGGCUCUACCCAGGAGGAAGAGUAACUAGCAACAUGCUCUGUGCGGGCUUGGAAGCUGGGGGCAAAGACAGCUGCAGAGGUGACAGUGGAGGGCCACUUGUAUUUCUAGAUAAUGAGACACAGAGAUGGUUUGUGGGAGGAAUAGUGUCGUGGGGUUCUAUUAAUUGUGGGGAAGCAGAUCAGUAUGGGGUAUAUACAAAAGUCAUUAACUAUAUUCCCUGGAUUGAGAACAUAAUUAAUAAUUUUUAAUUUGCAUGUCUUCAAUGAGUAAAUGAUUUCUCAUUUUUAGAAGUACCUGUAAAAGCUCUUAACAGUAAUAAGACCUGAGAAAGCAUUUAUGGG
Jaculus jaculus (lesser Egyptian jerboa) is the source of this 2171-nucleotide messenger RNA. RefSeq names its product MBL associated serine protease 2 (gene Masp2). Lineage: Eukaryota; Metazoa; Chordata; Mammalia; Rodentia; Dipodidae. Gene Ontology annotation, biological process: complement activation, lectin pathway; proteolysis. The record is from RefSeq and is a predicted model, not a curated record. Gene Ontology annotation, molecular function: serine-type endopeptidase activity; calcium ion binding. The transcript is spliced from 11 exons. The coding region runs from base 21 to 2078 and encodes 685 amino acids. Gene Ontology annotation, cellular component: extracellular region.